This is a messenger RNA of Brassica oleracea var. oleracea, 1167 nucleotides long. RefSeq names its product splicing factor U2af small subunit A-like. NCBI's taxonomy places the organism in Eukaryota, Viridiplantae, Streptophyta, Magnoliopsida, Brassicales, Brassicaceae. Bases 83 to 937 code for a protein of 284 amino acids. Gene Ontology annotation, molecular function: pre-mRNA 3'-splice site binding; metal ion binding. Gene Ontology annotation, biological process: mRNA splicing, via spliceosome. Gene Ontology annotation, cellular component: spliceosomal complex; U2AF complex. The record is from RefSeq and is a predicted model, not a curated record. The transcript has 2 exons.
CAAAGCAAACCCUAGAUCAUCAUCGGCAAUUCUUCCACUGACGGCGGCGGAUCUCUCAAUCUCCGUAACACUCUGGUGUGCAAUGGCCGAGCAUUUAGCUUCAAUCUACGGCACCGAGAAGGACAGAGUGAACUGCCCUUUCUACAACAAGAUGGGCGCGUGCCGUCACGGUGACCGCUGCUCUCGAAUCCACAACCGCCCCGCCAUCUCCCCUACCCUCCUCCUCGCCAACAUGUACCAGAGACCCGACAUGAUCACCCCCGGAGUCGACGCUCAGGGCCAGCCUCUCGACCCGCGCAAGAUCCAAGAGCAUUUCGAGGAUUUCUUCGAGGAUCUAUUCGAGGAGCUCGGGAAGUUUGGAGAGAUUGAGAGUCUCAACAUUUGUGAUAAUCUCGCUGACCACAUGAUUGGGAACGUGUAUGUUCAGUUUAAGGAGGAGGACCAGGCUGCUGCUGCGUUGCGGGCUUUGCAAGGUAGGUCUUACUUGGGCCGGCCCAUUAUCGGGGAGUUCUCUCCUGUGACGGAUUUUAGGGAGGCGACGUGUAGGCAGUAUGAGGAGGAGAACUGCAGCCGUGGUGGGUAUUGUAACUUUAUGCACGUGAAGCUUGUUUCGAGGGAGAUGAGGAGGAAGCUCUUUGGGAGGAGGUCGUACCGGAGGGGGAGCAGGAGUAGGAGUAUAAGUCCCAGGGGCAGGAGAGAGUAUGGCCGACGUGGUGGUGAUCGUGAUCCUCCUCGCAGGGAGUUUAAUCACCGGGACAGGGAUGGGGAGUUUUACCGGCAUGGAAGUGGGAAGAGGUCGGAGAGAGGAGGCAGGGACAGGGACGGUUCAAGGAGGAGAGAGAGAAGCCCUGGUGGUGGGAGAGAAGGAAGCGAGGAGAGGAGGGCGAGGAUUGAGCUGUGGAACAGAGAACGUGAGGAGAAGGAAGAGGAAGCAUAACUCGAAUUGUAGCUGCUGCAAUGUGGUUGGUUCUGCUGUCUGCUUUUCUCUGCGUUUGCUGAAUCAUUUGGUUGUUCUAAUUUGGUAACUUGAAAUGAGUCCUUUAUAUUAUAAAAAAUAUGUUGGGGUUGGUUUCUUGUAGUCCCCUUGUUAGUGAUCCUCUUCACCAAUGUCCUUUCAGAACUUUGUGAAAAAGAGUUUAGUUUUCUCCUUUCUUCAUCAACUCUUAA